AUGGACUCUUUCGAUAGACUAAGUAGCUAUCUCGUGAGGCUACCGUUUAACUCGGAUUUCAAGUUUAGUAACCAGGUCCGGAAAGAUAUACGGAAAACGUUAUACUAUAUCAUCACAGAGGAGGGCCAAUACUUAGAACACUGUUUUCCACCUCCACAAGAACUCCCGGCCCUUCAAUGGAAUGAGAGAAAGAAUUGCUAUGACCCAUCAGAUUCCGUGUCAGAUAGCUUUGAAUGGGUAGCGGAGGAUUCCACCCUUACUCAUUCUGAUCAUCCUGGCAUGCCAUGUGCUAAAAAAUUUAAACGUGGAGAGGCAUGUUAUCGAUGCUUAACAUGUAGCACCGUUGACACAUGCGCUCUCUGUCAAGCAUGCUUUGAAAGUUCCUCUCAUGAAGGACACAAAUAUUUCAUCAACAUUACCCAAAGAGAAAACGUAGGUGUUUGUGAUUGCGGAGAUUCAGAGGCUUGGGCUUCUCCCAUCGGGUGCAAACAUUUUACGAAAGAUCCAAGCAAGAUUCCGGAUCUUCCUGAAGAUUACCUACAAAGACUCCACUGCUAUUUUUCCAUCAUUUUAGAUUAUACCAUCGACGUCCUGGCCACAUCAACUCUAUCAAUUGGUUCGAACCAACAGAAUUUGUCAUCAGUCAUUGACUACUCUAAAAAAUCAAAUCUGAGCGAACAAGUGUACCACGCUGAAGAUACCACUAGUUCGCAUUAUAUGCUCGUGCUUUACAAUGAUCAGUUGAAACAAUAUAGAGAUGCUGUGCAGUGUAUUCGUGCGAUCAACGGUAACUCCUUAGAAUUUGCCGAGAUGGUCGCCAAUCAGAUACAAAAUUACGGAAAAGCUUAUGUUUUAGGUGGAGAUGAAGCUAUGAUAGAAUCAAAGAAAACAAUCCUUGAUAAUUAUGGGAUGCGUUACGUCAUCAGAAGCUACAGAGAUGUUUUCAGGGAGGAAAUGUGUGAUGAAAUAGUUAAAUGGAUGGAUAAUUUAACUACAACGCCUUUAUUCCGUAUGUUUCAAUCUGUGAGAGAUGUUUUUUGCGAGGUGUUUCUACAGAAAUGGUCUCCUGGUUUGGCUGAUAUGAGUAUUGAAACAUUUAACGAUGAUCAUUUGUUGGAGCAUGGACUUUUAGGUGAAUUAUAUGAAAUUUUGAAUUUUCCAGAUAAUUUAGUCAACGUUCCUCAAAGGUUUUAUAUCUCUUACAUGAAUAGCAAACAUGAACCCAAAGUAUGGGAUAUAAGUAGAGGAUUAACACAGCAAGUGGGAUACGAUCUGACAUCUCAUGCUAAAAACUCGUUCAGAGGCUCCCGUUUACAGUACCUUUGGUAUUUUGACAUAAGGCUAUGGAAGUCCCUCAGAACGACCAUUCAUGAUAUUUACGUCUCUGCACUAUUGGCUAACCAAAAAUACAGGGUUUUCAUCAACUGUCAGUAUGUUGAUAUCUACCCUCAAAUUGCCCAAAUGUUUCUCACACUAGAUCGAGAGCCCGAAAACUCUCUUAUGGUGUGUUUAUCGACACAGCUAUUUGCCUCCUCUGCCAACACGGAUGUUUCGCUUGAACGAGGUGAUUUGAAGAGAAUGUUGCUGGUUGUGUAUUCUUUUUUGACAAGGGUAGAGGGGGAUCCUGAUGUCACGGAGGUUAACUUCGAUGCAAUGAAAAACAAAAAAUGGGGCCAGAUCAUGUUUGAUAUGAGUCAUUUGAUAAGCAGAAGUACGAAGCAUGAAUUUUUAUUUGAUCAUGAUUUAUGGGGUGACAUUAUCGAUCUUGUUGGACUAUUUCAAGGUUGUUCAACAAUGAAACGAGCAGCCGAAGAGCAUGUACAAUAUGAGUCGAAUAACUAUGCGAUUUAUUUUUAUGCUAUUUCUUUAAUUUCAUACUUCUGUGAGGCUUUUGCUAAAUGUGUUACAAGACUGACGGAAGAGGAAUAUCAAAAAUUAACUAGAAACGAAAUAAAGAGUUUGAUCAAUACGCUCUAUCAAUAUUGCUUCUACAAUAAAACCGAGAAGGUAAUCGCUGAUCAACUUUCUGUUUUCAAAAGAGUUAGGAUGCAAAACUGCAAUCCUCCGGAUUUUAUUGUGACGAACUAUGAUAUAUCGACAGAAGUGGUCAGUUUAUUACAUCCCUUGCAUUCAUUUGUUUCUUGGGUUAUAGAGAUGAACAAAACUUUGAAAACACCUCAAGAUCUGAUUCAUUUAUUUGAGCUUGAUGCAGAGGUGAACAAAGUUGGUGCAGAAGAUGCACACCGCUUGCAACGGAUAUUCGAAUUUCCCUUAAGAACUCUUGUGAUCCUAUCUCAAAUAAAAAUCGGAUACUGGGUUAGAAAUGGGUUCACUAUUAGAACUCAAAUGCAUAUAUACAGAGACAGUGGCAUCCGAGAGUGUGGUUUUAUGCGUGACUUGUUCAUGGUACAGGUUUUCUUCUCAAUAGAAGAUCCCAGCACUGCUCUAGUUUCCUUCUUGGACAAAUGGGGACUGACAAACUGGUGUAAUGGAAUUACUGAAGAUGAAUCUGUGUAUGACAAAGUUACUAUUCCCUAUAUCGUUGAAGAGUCGCUUUUGAGCUUAAUUAACCUUUUGACCGAAGAUACUCACCUUGAUGUCACUUCUGAGGAUGGAGGGUUGGAGAAAACUAUCAAAAGAGAGAUCAUACACAGUUUAGCUUUCAAACCUCUGACUUUUAGCCAAAUCCUAAGCGAAGUUCCGGAGCACAUAUCAUGCGAGAAGAAGUUUGACUACUAUCUGAAGGAGGUUGCAGACUUUUCCCCUCCAAAAGGUUAUCACGACAAUGGAUUAUACAAAGUCAAAGACAAGCUCUACAAUGCAAUUGAUCCUUAUUAUAUUCAUUAUACCUCCAACAAGAGAGAGGAGGCCUUACAGAUUCUAUUGAAACGAAAGAAGGACAAGACUGGCGAAUCAGUGGAUAAACAGUAUUUCUCACCAAAAAAGGUGAAGUAUACUAACAAUUCUCCAUUUAGUAGACUACCAUUAUUUUCGCAAACGGACGUAUUUGCUAAGUUUAUUUAUUCAACUUUGAAAUACGUUAUAGAGUCGAAACUAACUUUCAGUGCCACAAUUUUCGAUCUUUUGCUGCAUUUGAUUCAUGUCUGCGUAAUGAUUAGUGGAACAUCGAUUUUAAAGCAUUUUCUUGAUGAUCAUACAAACAUAUUUCAAUUACUAUACAGUAGCUCAAAGAAUCAAACAUUUAGCAGGUUUCACGCCAAGUUGAAGGCUAUUUUUGUCUUUUUGCAUGACUCACCAGGUUUUUCAGAAACAGAGGCUUCAAUGCUCCGAGAAAAAAUAACGGAUUUCAAUUAUGCGUCAAUAGUUAGCGGUAACAUUGAACCAGGAAAUGAUGAAUGCGAAGUGGAAAGAAAACGCAAAAUAGGAAAGGAAAAAAGUGCCAAAAUUCUAGCCAAGUUUAAAAGGCAACAGGAGAAGUUUUUGAGAAAUAAUAAUUUUGAAGAUGUAAGUGAAACGAGCCAAGUUACAGGAUGCGAUCCACCUUCACCGAAGAAUUUCGAAGAACAAUGCAUCCUGUGCCGAAUACCUGCUUCAGAAAAGAAUGUUUUCGGUAUGAUUUGCCAUGUUAGUGACUCUUCAGAGUUCCGGGAUAUUCCUUUUGAUGACCAUUACUGGUUCAUCAAAGCAUUCUCGGAUAAUGAAUGUCUGGAUGUUAAAGUUUCCAAAAGUUGUUUGGAUGACCCGAAAUACAACGAAAAAUGGAAAUCUUUCAACAAUCGAGUAAAGAAACCCUAUUCUAUUGGACCUGGACUACCAACAACGUUUCGGUCAUACGCCCAUAGCAAACCUGUUGUAUCAAGUUGUGGACAUGGGAUGCAUUUCAGUUGCUACCUCGAGUACAUGGAAAGUAUCAAAAGUAGGCAAACUCAGAUAACCAGGACCGUCCCCGAGGAUUCAACUAAGAAUGAGUUUCUUUGCCCUUUAUGCAAAUCAUUGAAUAAUAUAUUUGUCCCUGUAUCAUUACAUCAGAACAAUCAAUCAUUAGCCAAUUAUUUGAACCCUGGAGCUUCAUUUAGUUCUCUUACUCUAAGCUCAAUUGAUAAAAUCGUUCAUCAAUAUACUCAUCAGCAUGCCUUCGUUGUCUCCCAGGAAUUUAUGGCACGUUUUCAGCAAUCAUUGGGAUCUCAGUCAAUCAAGAAAAGAACCAGUAGCUUCCAAGUAUCAUAUCAGGAGUGUCUGUCUACCUCGUUGCAGAGUCUCACCGAAAGUGGCAGCCUACCUGUCUCAGAAGAACGCGCUCUGGAUGUGUUAGUGAAUACUAUUGAAUCAGCAGAGAUUGGAUUGCGUGGAAGCAGUGUAAUACCAGAGUGUCCCACGAUCCUGACCCAGAAAAUCUCUAACCAGUUACUGACCAUAUUGAAGGUAUGGAACCAUUACAGAGAUUGUAUCAUUAUGGAAAAUAUUAAUAAUCAACUGCAAGGCGCAGUUCCCAAGGAGCUGACAUUUGGUGAAGCACAAAUUGCCAUUAUCCGUUACUUCAAUGCAGAAGACGUUGACCUAGCGUUUGGAUCUUGUGAUUUCUUCAAGUAUGUGGUGGCCGUUUAUCCCUCAGAGAGCUUGGGAUUAUCAUACUCUGCAAUCGUUCGAAUGUUCUAUUCUAAACACAUUAUACAAGCAUUUUACAACCUCUGUGCACACCUGGUUAGCAACAACUUUUAUAAUAAUGAGGAAUGUAGUUUCCUAGAUAUUCCAUGUUUGUCAGACGAUUUAAUGAACGAGGAAGGAAUCGAAUGUACCAAACCAUUGGUGAUCCAUUUGCUUUUGCAACACUAUAAAAGUGAGUUUCCUUACAAAGAUACAGACAAAUUUUAUCAAGUUUUUUAUUCCAUGAUUGUUAGACUGAUGACUCCAUUCCUGAGAAGAUGUGUGUUAUUGGCAUCCAUGAGAAAUACUGAUUGGUCUGGUAUAGAUUUUGAUGAGUUGGACGAUAUUCCUCUUGAGUUGGACAAACUUUCACAUAUGCUGCAUUUGCCUCCUCUGCAUGAGAUGCUUUUGGAAAUUUUCGAUACCCGAACAGCUAUGUUGAAUGAACUCUCAUACAGAUUGAUGGCCAAACAAUUUGAUAUUCAACGUUUAUCUUUGCAGUAUCCAGGGUACAUUGAAUUAAUAAAUCUCCCUGAGAGAUUGGAUAUGUUUUUCACAUACUACUACUACCGCAUGGAGAAUCGGCCAAAAGAUCCUGCGGUGUGUCUCUUUUGUGGAACAAUAUUGGAUAUGCAACAAAGCGCCAUCGGAAUGAAGAUGGGUCAAUGCAACAUACAUUGUAAUUACGAUUGUCUUAACGAAGUGGGAAUAUUUUUUGUCCCCAAGUGCAGUGCAAUACUGGUGCUGUAUAAUGGAAAUGGAUCUUUCUACGAAUCACCAUACCUCAAUUGCCAUGGAGAGUUGGAUGAGGAGGUCAAGAAUAAUAGACCGCUCUAUCUGAAUGAGAAGAGGUACAAGCGCCUAACUAACAUAUGGUUACAACACGAUAUACCUAACUAUACAGCCAGGAAGCUCGAAGGCACUGUUGAUAUUGGUGGUUGGGAUACAAUGUAA
Messenger RNA from Komagataella phaffii GS115, 5559 nucleotides. RefSeq names its product Ubiquitin-protein ligase (E3) that interacts with Rad6p/Ubc2p. Gene Ontology annotation, biological process: protein ubiquitination; ubiquitin-dependent protein catabolic process via the N-end rule pathway. Gene Ontology annotation, cellular component: cytoplasm; ubiquitin ligase complex. The transcript has a single exon. Lineage: Eukaryota; Fungi; Ascomycota; Pichiomycetes; Pichiales; Pichiaceae. Bases 1 to 5559 code for a protein of 1852 amino acids. The record is from RefSeq and is a predicted model, not a curated record. Gene Ontology annotation, molecular function: ubiquitin protein ligase activity; zinc ion binding.